UCUCCGCCUCCACCCCAGCUCUCUAUCUCUCUUUUCUCUCGCGCUCGACUGGCUCCCUACAAAGACGAGGCGAGGACGGCGGAAACCGCCUCCCAAAACCCGCACCCGCUGCCCCUCCGCCCCCUCCCAUGUCGGGCCCGCGUCCCGCCGCCGCGCCGAACCCUAGCUCCGCGUCGCCCUCCCCGCCCCCUCCCCCGCCGGCCGCCGUCGCCAGGGUCGCGGCCAGGGUGCGCGAGGAGGGCGAGGUCUCCUCAGGCCCCUCCGACGACGAGGCUCUGCAAUCUCAGCUGUUAGCUCUAUCCAAUGCUGGGAAAUAUGUGCAGGCUGCUGCUCAAGUGACGUUGGCAACUUUCCCUGGUAAAGGAGGUAGUAGUUUGAGUCUCUCAAAUGUUCUUCCUCAGAAAACAGUUGCUCCAAGUUAUAAGAAGACCUUGAGGGGGAAUCAAGGGCAAUUCAAACUUGGCACCAGUCGUAAUCUUGCUUGGUUGAAACCUGUGCCAAGUGAUAACUUGGUGAUAAGUUUCUCUGAUGAUGAUAUUGAGACCGACCCUGGAAUGUCAAAGCAAGUUGGAGGUAAAGGUAGCAAAGCCAGCACACAAGUUACACAUAAACCUGGGAUGAGUGUGCAAACUAGACUUAUGAGAGAGGAAGCACCCCAACAAAAGAUCCAUGCUGCAAACAUAGGAUCCACGAAAUGGUCUGCUAAUGCACACACACUCAGAAACUCGGCGGCAGGUAGGGGCUCAGGUGCUACCUUUUCUAGAAGAGAGCCACCUAUUCGUCAAGUUACACCUCUGAAGUCUUCCCAGAAGGAUGGAACUGGUAUGGGAGUAAAGUCAGCAGAUGACAAGUUGGAAAGUUUGCGCCACAAAAUUGCUGCUAGAGAAAAUGAGUUAAAAGUUCAGAAAAGACCGAUAUCACCUGGUUUUGUGAAGGAAGCUGACUACUCCACUGAUCAGACAAGGCCACCUUUGGAGAAGAUAGGCUUUGAAGCUUCCAACAGUGGUCGGCAUGCUCACCUUGACGGUCCAUUUGGACAUGAUGGCAGACCAGUUAAAAGGCUGAAGCCCAAUCAGCAGUGUUUCGAUAACCAAGUAGGAGGUGAUUUGGUAACACUGGUAACACCUGGAAGUUCAUUGGGAAAUGAUAAUGUACAAUCUUCUGAAAGAAGGGAUCACAUUGAAAAUGGAAUCACCAUGAACUGUAAAGGUAAUGAGACAGAACAUGCCAUCACAACAGAAUCCUCAGAUCAAAUGCAUAUUGGUGGUACUGCUAAGAACCUUCUGUCAUCAAAAAGUCACCACAUGGUUCUACAAGAUGGUGGCAACCAUGCCAUGGUUGAAUGUCAUAGCAAGCUUGCAGGGCCACCAUUUACUAGUGAGCAACCUAUGGCUGAAGAUACCAGUGCUUUGGUUCCCGUUACUUCUGUACCAGCAGGGGCCAAUGUAGACAGGUCAUCUCUUCAUGCCAAGGACCAUAUUUUUUCUACCCAGGAUUGGCAACAAGUAAAGCCUGUUGAUACUUCAACUGUGUCAAAUGAAAGGCUGCACUUGCAGCCUGGAAUGGAGAAUGCUGAUCUCUUAAACCGGAGCGGCCAGGUGGGUAUAAGAGGCCAGAACACAACAUUGCUCUCUCUGCUUGAGAUGGAGGAACUCCAAGACAGGGAGUUGGAGGUUGCUCAGGAGCAUAGGCGAAAAUGUGAAGUUGAAGAAAGAGAAGCUCUCAGAGCAUAUCGCAAAGCACAAAAAGCUUUAAUUGAGGCCAAUGAAAGAUGUACCAUUCUUCGUGGAAAAAGAGAAGUUUGCUCUGCACAAGUCCAUGGUUUGAUUGCAGAGAAUUCUUCUUUGGCGCAGUGUUCAAAUAUUCAGAAUGCUGGACGUGGCUUUGUAAUGCCGUCACUACUCAACUCUCAGUUCCAUGCAGAUCUUCAGAUGCCUGAGAUCUGUGGUGGUAGGUCUAGCAGUCCAUACCAAGAUGAACCUCCUCAACAGCCGGUGGAUAAGCACGAGGCACGCUCACGCCAUUGUGAUGAGCUUGCUGCUGGCAUUGCUGAUCCAAAAUUUGCGAGUACUGUCCAUGAUAACAGUGAACCUUCACAUUACAGGGAAGAGGAUCUCCUGUUCUCUUCUAAGCGGGCUAGAUCAGAAUGCACUUCAAAUCUGGAGAAUGAGGAAACUAUACAUGCAUAUUUGGAGGAAAACAGAGAGCCUUCUGGUGAUAACGGUCAGGACUAUGAACUUUUAGAAGCUUCUUUGAGGUCCAGAUUGGUGCAAAAAUUUGCAAGGAAUCCACAUCUGAAUAACUCUGGAGAAGUCACUGAAGAGCAUUUAGAAGUAACGGAACAAGGCAAACAACCUGCAAAUGUUGAACUUCAGUUACAGGAUGCUGAUGAGAUUAUGACAAAUCCUGAAGGCACAGCGGAACUUGCAAAUGAUGGCGCUGAUUGUGUUGAAAAGAUGUCUGGACUAUCUAAUUCUAGUAAUGCUCUUUCCAUGGGCAACUGUGAUCCUGAGGACAAUAUUUCCUCUCUUGGAGAAUUAUGCGCGCCAUCAAGUGUGAAUUCUCUCAUUUUUCCUUCUUCAGCGCCACUAAAUGCUGCUAAACACAUCAAGUGGGUAGUCCAUGGCUUCUGUAAAAAUGAUUCUAUAACCAGCAAUGUAGCAUCUGAUGCAAUGGUAAGUGGACAGUAUAUGAUACAAGACCGCGUUGAAGAGAAUUUGAAGAUGGUCUCAACAGCUACAAAGGAUAAGGACAUGGUGCACAGUGGGAUUGAUCCCUUCUGGCCCUUCUGCAUGUUUGAGCUCCGAGGAAAGUGCAAUGACGAAGAGUGUCAAUGGCAGCAUAUUGAGAAUCAUGCUUGGAGAAAGUCAAAUCACACAAAACAUGCCAUGUCUUCUGUUUCAGGUCGGAGUCCUUAUGAUCUGUUUCAGCAUAUUCUGCCAGUGCCAACAUAUCGUGUUGGUUCAAAUCUUAUUAGAGCCGAUCUGAACUUAAUGCAGUCGGUGCUGGCUAGCAGUAUAUGGCAAUAUUGGCAAAGGGGGUUUUGCGCUUCCUUUCCUUUACCUUUGUCAGUUCAGAGAGUUCUUCCAUCAGAUGCACCAUUCUUACAAGCUGGUGAUGGUUCGAUUGCAGAUUUUGAUAGGAACAGACAGCUAUCAAAUUUGCGAAUGCUGGAUGGUAGGAAGAAUAAGAUUGUACAUGGAUCUGUUGAUGUUGAGCUUUUCUUAGAGGCUGCACUUGGUUUAUAUUGUGGGAAAGUAAACAAACCUGACAGGCUCAAGGCUCUUUUACUUCUAGCACGUUCCAUUGAGGCUGAUCCAAGCACAGUUAUUCUGUGGGUGUUUUAUCUUCAUAUUUACUAUCAAAAGGAUGAAGGUCUUGGGAAAGAUGACAUGUUUUCCCAUGCGGUGCAACACAAUGUUUACUCCUACGAAUUAUGGCUCAUGUAUAUUAAUAGUAGGUUGCGCUUUGAUGACCGAUUGGAUGCUUAUAACGAUGCUCUGAGUAUGCUCUGCCAAAUGCCAGCUGAUGCUGACAAUGAAUUGAAAGAUAGGAGUGCCUUCAUCCUAGAUAUUUUCUUACAGAUGAUUUACUUCCUGUGCAUGUCUGGAAAUGUAGAUAAGGCUAUUUCUAGGAUAUAUGGGAUUCUACCUGCUGCAACCGCUGACUGCUCUGGCGAGAAGUUACUUUCGGAUGCCAUAUCUUGCUUGACCGUGUCUGACAGAUGCAUAUUUUGGAUUUCAUGCCUGUACAUCUCAAUUUAUAGGAAGCUUCCAGAGGAAAUUUGCGAUCAGCUAGAAUUUCCAAAAGAUAUACCUCGCAUGUUAGUAUGGCAUCCUAUUGAACUUAGGGUAGACAACAGACGUCAGGUUACAGAACUAUUGAAACAUGUUGCUGAUAAGAUGUCUCUAGAUAUUAACGAGACUGUUAAAAAUGGGGAUCCGUCUUACCUGAAAUUGUCACAAUUCCUCGCUGUUAACCACAUUAGUUGUUUAGCUGCUCUUGAAGGCUUGCAAUCUUCUGUUGAUAUGCUGAUGAAGUAUAUGAAGGAGUACCCAAUGUGCCCCAAUAUUCUUCUUUUCGCAGCUCGGAUAUGUCAAAAGUAUGGUACAUGUCCUGGUCUGAAAGGGUUUGAUGAGUUGCUCAUGGAUUGGCCUAAAGAGGUGCAAGGAGUUCAGUUUCUGUGGAAUCAGUAUGCUGAGCAUGCUUUGGCAGAUAAUAGUGAGUUAGCUGAGAAGAUUCUGGCUCGCUGGUUUGAAGAAUAUGGAAAAGAUGGUGAUCUCCAUUCUAGUGCUGCUGUUUGUAUGGCGGAAGUUGGUAAUGAAGUGUCCGAACAACCAUCACUAGCCUAUACACAAGAAGUUUGUUCUGGUCCAUCUGCAUCUGAAGAUCAGGUCUAUUGGUUGUUAAACCUCUCACUGUACAGGAUGCUAGAGAACAACCUACAGGAAGCACAAGUUGCUGUGAACAAAGCAUUGAAGUUGGCCCGAGGGGAGAGCUAUGAGCACUGUUUAAGGGAGCAUGCUGCAAUUAACAUGCUAGAGAGACCAUCUUGUACAGACACUCAAGCUCGAGCUACCUUAAAUCUGAUCAGUGGUUAUCUUGCAGACCUUCGGAACUUACCUGUGAAGGAACUGCUGUCUCGAAGGUUUAUCCAAAAUGUUAAGAAGCAUAAGCUUAGGCAGUUGAUAGAUGACACUAUAGGUCCAGCUUCUGCAGAUUCUUCAGUGAUAAACUCAACCCUUGAGGUGUGCUAUGGCCAGUCCCUCCUUCCAGAAAAAAUAGGCGGAGUAAAAUACCUUGUGGAUUUUGUUGAAUCAGUUAUGGAGGUUCUUCCUGCAAACUACCGCCUAGCUCUGGCAGUUGGCACAUUUGUGGUUAAACAUUACAAGGGCGCUGACCCUACCUCGAUGGGUACCAGGUUCUGGGCAAGUUCUGUUCUGAUCAAUGCCAUUUUCCGUGCUGUACCCGUCGCACCAGAAUCAGUAUGGAUAGAAGGUGCCAAUCUCCUGGAGAAACUGCAGGCUGCUGAGACGGUGAAGCGGUUCCACCAGCAGGCAACAUCAGUGUACCCCUUCUCAUUCAAGCUGUGGCAUGCUUACUUGACUGCCUGCAAGGCCAGUGGAAGCAACACGGAUAGCAUCACAGAAGCCGCUAGGCAACGAGGCAUCGAGCUGAAUGUAAUGCCACCCUAGUUUUGCCCCUUUGAUCUGAAGCUGUGGAAUUAUCCAGGUGGAAGCUGUAGUUUAGUGUUGUGCUUACUGGAAGUGACGUAGAUACGUGGAAUCGGUGGUGGGAUUGACAACCAGGUGGAGGCUGUAGCUAGUGUUGUCUGUUUACUGCAAGGGACAUGGCAUAUAUGGAGAUGAUGUUGGUGGUGAUGAUGACGAUGGAGAUGGUUUUCUUUUUGUUUGGGCAGGCAACUUCAUGGCGAUGAGACCAGAUCCGGUUGGCAGGUUGAUGAUGAAGGAUACCAGGCACAUAUAUAUGGGUUUACUGGCUUGCUUACCCACCCUACACAGAGGGGCGUUUCUUUCUGGCCGACUUGAGAACGAUGUUGAAGGCAGAUUUCUGUCUUAAAGUUUUAGUCUUAGCUUCCGCUGUUGAUGUGUAUGACCCAUAACUGUUGUUUUAAAUCGCCAUCGUCGAUGGAUAUGAAUGAGAAUUUUUGUUUA
Molecule: messenger RNA, 5675 nt
Organism: Triticum aestivum (bread wheat)
Lineage: Eukaryota; Viridiplantae; Streptophyta; Magnoliopsida; Poales; Poaceae
Exons: 9
Coding region: 129-5195 (1688 amino acids)
Cellular component (GO): exosome (RNase complex); nucleus
Source: RefSeq, a predicted model, not a curated record